UUUUGAUUUUCCCAAUCAAGGAUGGCAUAUACAUUAAGACGAUAAACAACUCUCUGUUCUUCAAGGAUCUUCUAAACAGUUCUAGAAGUGCAAAGCUUCAUCAUGGGGUUAUAGUCUGAAUCAUGGCGACUUUCACCAAAACAGGGAAUGCGACGCAAGCACAUAAUCAACCCUCCCAGUUUUGUAAGCAGUAUAACAGAACAAGAGAGUUUCAUAGAGCAAGAGACCGACCUGAUUUGUUGGCGCCCGAGAGCUUGCAACGUUAUCUGGAAACAAGAUUUGAGCAGUUGAAAGUUUCCACUGAGCUUGGAAUUUGGAAGGAAGCUUUUCGUACUGCCGAAGAUAUAUGUGGAUUAAUGUGCAUGGUCAAGGAAACGCCUAAGUCAUCUUUAUUGGUGGUUUAUUAUUCCAAAUUGACUGAGAUCUUCUGGAGUUCUUCAAACCAUCUUUACCAUGCUUCUGCUUGGUUUAAGUUGUUUAGCUUGCAGAAGAUUUUCAAUAAGAACUUAAGUCAGAAGGAUUUGCAGCUAAUAGCGUCAUCUGUUGUCUUGGCGGUAUUAUCUGUUCCACUAUAUGGUCGGUCUCACGGUGCAUCGAUUUUGGAGCUUGAAAAUGAGAAAGAACACAAUUUGAGGAUGAGUAACCUCAUAGGGGUCAAUCUUGAACCUAAAGUCGAGGGCAGAGAUAUGCUUUCCCCGGCAUCACUUCUGUCAGAGCUGGUUUCAAGAGGUGUUUUGAGCUAUGCAACUCCGGAGGUCAAAGAGCUUUACCAUUUCUUGGAGCAUGAAUUUCACCCACUUGAUCUUGGUCCCAAGAUUAAGCUUUUGUUGGAUAGAAUUUCUAAACUUGGUGGGGAACUGUCUUCAGCUCCUUCUUUACCAGAAGUACAGCUCUCCCAAUAUGUUCCCUCCUUGGAGAAGAUUGCUACUCUGAAGCUGCUUCAACGGGUUUCUAAGAUGUAUCAGGCAAUAACAAUUAAGAAUCUAGCUCAGUUGGUCCCUUUCUUCGACUUCUCAGCCGUUGAGAUGAUAGCAGCUGAUGCUGUAAGAAACAAUUUUGUUGACAUGAAAGUUGAUCACAUAAAGGGUGUUGUAAUUUUUAGAAAUCUGAGUAUUAAGUCUGAUGGGCUAAAAGAUCAUCUGGCUAAUUUUUCUGAGACUAUGAACAAAGUAAGAGCCAUGUUAUUUCCUGCUCCAAGUAAAUCAUCACAGUUUGGUGACAUAGUACCAAAUCUAGAAGAGACUGUUGAAAAGGAGCACAAAAGACUGCUUGCCCGGAAAUCAAUCAUUGAGAAGAUUAAGGAAGAACAAGAGCGUCAGCAACUAGAGAUGGAACGUGAAGAGGAGCAGCGAAAGCUUAAGCUUCUGAAGCUAACUGAGGAGGCAGAACAGCAGAGACUUGCGUUAGAUCUUCAGGAGAAGAGGAGACAGAGAAUUCUUAGGGAGAUAGAGGAGAGGGAGCUUGAGGAAGCUCAGGAGAAGGUAACAAAGCAAAGCGUGAUAGAGAAAGCCAUGAGUGAGAAGCGCAAGAAAGAUCAAGAAAUGGAGAAGAAGCUCCAAAGACUUGCCAAAACUAUGGAUUAUCUGGAACGGGCAAAGAGAGAAGAAGCUGCCCCGUUGAUUGAAGCUGCUUAUCAGCAACGAUUGGUAGAAGAGCGUGAGGUCAAGCUCAGGAAGGAACUUCAAGAGAGUGACCCGAUGGAGAAGAAAAGGUUGGAAAUAUUCCAAGAGAGAGUGAUUGGUCUUCGACAAUACGAGUUUGAGAGGCUAAGAAAAGAGCAAGACGAGGGUAUUGUCCAAAUGAUUCGAGCCAGGAAACAAGAAACGGAUAAUAAGAAAAAGCAGAUACAUCAUUUGAAAUCUGAAGAGGAAAGGAUAAAAAAGCUUCAAGAAAAAGAGGAAGCUCGUCAGCGUGAAGAAACUGAGAAACGUAGAAAGGAAGAAGCUGAAAGGAGAGCUAAGUGUUAUGCAAUUGCUGAAAAGAAAUGGCAGAGAGAAGAAGAGAUUGAAGAAAGGUUGAGGGUAAAAGCUCUGUUGGGAUAAUAAUAUUGGUCUUGACGUCCAUAGAAAAAAAGGAUUUGGUCAUUUUUGCUCAUUAGGCCUCAGUGAAGAAUAAUUUAGUCAUGAUUUUCCGAAUAUUUAAACAUCUGUAAAACUCGUUUUCAGUUGGUUUUGCUCCGAUUGCUGCUAUAUAGUAAUACUGAUUAUCUUGAA
Messenger RNA from Camelina sativa (false flax), 2213 nucleotides. NCBI's taxonomy places the organism in Eukaryota, Viridiplantae, Streptophyta, Magnoliopsida, Brassicales, Brassicaceae. The record is from RefSeq and is a predicted model, not a curated record.